Molecule: messenger RNA, 1201 nt
Organism: Batrachochytrium dendrobatidis JAM81
Lineage: Eukaryota; Fungi; Chytridiomycota; Chytridiomycetes; Rhizophydiales
Product: glucose-induced degradation complex subunit FYV10
Exons: 7
Coding region: 1-1194 (397 amino acids)
Biological process (GO): proteasome-mediated ubiquitin-dependent protein catabolic process
Cellular component (GO): cytoplasm; nucleus; GID complex
Molecular function (GO): protein binding; ubiquitin protein ligase activity
Source: RefSeq, a predicted model, not a curated record
AUGGAGCAAGCCAAGAUUAAUCAUGAAGGCAUGCUGAACUUGGAGCAGCCGCUUAUCAAGGUGCCUUUGGAGCAACUCAAGAGAGCACUCAGAACAUCACAAAAGCAUGUCGAGAAAGAAAUGCUUGCCUUGUCUACUCAGGUUGAGUCUGUCAUUUCCAAAGCUUCUUCAUCUGCUUCAUUAGAUGAAAUAUGCACCUCUCUUGAUGCCUCUAUUAGUCGUCUACAUGGACUCAAGCGCAAGCUUGAUGAGAUCAAGAUAGAGGAAGACUUGUAUGUACACCAUACUAAAGUUCGUUUGGAGCACCUUGCUGAAGUAUCGCAUAUUCAAGUAGUUGAUUCCGAGGCAUACAUUCGCUGGAGUAAAACACGGCUGGCUCGUAUCUUGGUUGACUAUAUGCUUCGUCAAGGAUUGAGCACAUCGGCUGUCAAGUUGGCAACGGACUCACAAAUUCAGGAUCUGGUAGAUAUUGAUCUUUUUUCACAAAGUCGCAAGAUUGAGGCAGCUUUACUGAAAAAGAGCUGCAACGAAUGUCUCCAAUGGUGUAGUGACAACAGAUCGAGUCUUAAAAAGGCCAAGAGUACACUUGAAUUUAAUCUUCGCUUGCAAGAGUACAUUGAGUUGGUUCGUGUUUCCAAGACUUCUCAAGCGAUUGCAUAUGCCCGCAAGUAUUUGACUCCAUGGUCUGACACGCACAUGCAGCAAAUCCAACAAGCCAUGGGACUACUGGCUUUUACUUCGCAAACUACAUGCAAAAGCUACAAAUUAUUAUUCGACGAAUCGCAAUGGACAAAUCUUGUGCAGCAGUUUAAAACAGACAACUAUGCGUUGAACUCGCUUACUCUUCGACCUCUAUUGCAUAUGACACUCCAGGCUGGACUUGCUUCGCUCAAAACACCUACAUGCUCGCAGCCACUAUCUAAAAAUGUCAACUGUCCAGUGUGUGAAAGCGACACGUUUGGCAAGUUGGCAGAAAAGCUUCCAUGCUCACACCAUGUAAAUUCCUGUGUUGUGUGUCGUAUUAGCGGCAAGAUUAUGGAUGCAGAUAACCCACCUUUAGUUUUGCCCAAUGGUCAAGUCUAUUCAACAUUGGCACUGAAGGAUAUAGCAUCUAGAAAUGAUGGAUCUAUUUUGUGUCCAACCACUGGUGCUACUUACCAUUUAACUGAAACUCGCAAAGCAUUUAUUGCGUAAUGUGUUU